Molecule: messenger RNA, 654 nt
Organism: Linepithema humile (Argentine ant)
Lineage: Eukaryota; Metazoa; Arthropoda; Insecta; Hymenoptera; Formicidae
Source: RefSeq, a predicted model, not a curated record
AUGAACAUAGAUUGCCGGAAUUGGGCGCGAGCAUGUGUGCCGUGCCAACAAUCCAAGGUCACGCGGCACGUCGUGGCACCCGUGGGAAAAUUCUCUGCACCAUCUAGGAGAUUUGAACAUGUCCAUCUGGAUAUCAUUUUGAUGCCUAUCUCUGAAGGAAAGAGAUAUUGCCUCACGUGUGUUGACCGUUUCACACGAUGGCCGGAGGCGUUUCCGCUAGAAAACCAGGAGGCGGAGACGGUUGCCAGGGCCUUCUACGAGGGAUGGAUCUGCAGAUUCGGAACACCUCUGCGAGUCACCACCGAUCAGGGUCGUCAAUUCGAGUCGCAUCUCUUCCGUCAACUGAGCGAGUUGACGGGAACAACGCACCUGAGAACGGCAGCAUACCAUCCGCAAGCGAAUGGUAUGGUGGAGAGGUUUCACCGUCAGCUCAAGGCGGCAGUGAAAUGUCACGGAGGUAGCCGUUGGACCCGAGUGCUGCCGACCGUUCUGCUGGGUGUGCGAGCGGCCUGGAGGGAAGAUCUGCAAGCAACGGCAGCGGAGAUUGUAUACGGAGAGACUCUUCGUCUUCCGGGACAAUUCCUAACUCCAAGGCCAACAGAGGACGCGGAAGGCGGCGCGAAUUUUUGUGAAGGAAUUGCGCCGCCGCCUUGA